AUGGAAGAAAUAACCACUGCUUCUUCAGACAUUAUACCAUUAAAAGUAGCUGUUAAUUAUCUUCGUAGAACAUACCCAGAAAACCCCAACUGGGCCAUUCCAAAUAUCCCGUGUUUGGUUAGUCUUAGUCUUGAGAAAAUUAUUGAAAACUUUGUCGAGCUAGCCAAAACGAUUUGUUUGGACAAGUUAAAACCAAAAGAUCGUACUUCCAUUCUUAAGAAAAUACCUGUUGAUUUACCCCCUGAAGUCACCAUCCCUGUAAUACCCGACCAGCUCUACUGGAAACGAUGUUGCCUGGCACGGUGGAAAAUAUGCGAUGUAGAGAAGUAUGGAGCAUGUUGGAAGAGAAUGUUUGUCGAGCGCCAUCUACAGGAAUUGAUUGAAAACUUCUUGCCCGGCUCAAACACUUAUACUGAUUUGACAAAAGUUCUGUCAUGGUGUCGAGGAUAUGUAAAACGAUUAAUAAUAAAACAACUAUUGAUGCCUAUAGAUGUUACUAAGGUAACUUCUAAACGUCAAGGAGAACCGGGACAAGAAGUUCCUCGCGAUCGUCUGAAUUUGGAAAGUGUGCUGACUGUCUUGUUAAAUUUAGAAGAACUAAGCCUUACGUUUAGUGUAAGGAAUUGUGGUAUGAAUUUUCAAUGGGGCAUGUUUUCUCUAACGCACGAGGACUGUAUUAACCUGUCUGAUACUUUUCCAAAACUCAAUUUUCUUAGGAUUCUUCAACUUAAAGAUAACGGAUUAACUGAUAAUCAAGUUAAGUAUCUACUCAUUCAACUUGAGAACCAUCCAGCCCUUGAAGAACUGGACCUCUCCUAUAAUCGCUUGGAAGAUAAUGGAGCACAAUCCAUUGUUCAGUUACUAACUGGUAGCUGUCCUUUACGGAAAUUAAAUAUUUUUAGGAAUAACAUUGGAUCACGUGGGGCAGCAGCUCUUGCCACAGCGCUUUUAAAAGACUGUCCGUUGGAAACCUUAAAUAUUGGUUUCAAUCGGCUGGAAGAUGAAGGAGGGGCUACCAUCUGUAAGACACUGGCGAAGAACACGCAUCUCACAAAACUGAAUCUUAGUGGAAACCAACUAGGUGAAAAAACUACAUCUACUCUAAGCAGAGUUUUGAAACAGAAUAUUACUCUCACUAACUUGGACUUAUCUUGUAAUAACUUUGGAAAGGACGGCGGUGAAGAAAUUAAAAUUGGAGUUCAACUAAACGAAACUCUGUUGAAUGUGGACCUACGACUAUGUCAAGUCGGACCGGAAGCGGAAUAUGACAUUUAUCGAGUAUUACGUCGUAACCACUUGACCGCCCCUUCUCUACCACUGUUAUAGCUACAGAUGAGUAACAGUUUUUUUUGUUGUUUUUUUUAAGGCUGGAGUGUAGCAGACGUGCAGAUUCUAGGUGGAUUAUGAUAAAUCACUUUUCUCUAACAACGCCACCUACCCAUUAGUUUCUAUUUUAGGUUUGUUUUUGUUGUUGUUACAUAUGAGAACAUCUUUAUAAGUGAAUACAUUGACUGACCGUUAUUCCUUUACGGUUUUCUGCAACUUGAA
Limulus polyphemus (Atlantic horseshoe crab) is the source of this 1548-nucleotide messenger RNA. RefSeq names its product T-complex-associated testis-expressed protein 1-like. The transcript is spliced from 3 exons. Gene Ontology annotation, molecular function: protein binding. The record is from RefSeq and is a predicted model, not a curated record. The coding region runs from base 1 to 1326 and encodes 441 amino acids. Lineage: Eukaryota; Metazoa; Arthropoda; Merostomata; Xiphosura; Limulidae.